UUUGUUUUGUAAAUUGUUUGAAUAGAUUGUUUAUAUUUUAUAUUCGGAUUAUGCAGUAUUUUAUUUACAUACCAAAGCUUAUCGAACCUAGACGUUAAUUAAGUUAAUAUUUACUUUGUGAAUAAUACUUCCAAUAUGUAUCGAUGCGUAGUCACAAUAUUUUAUUUAAUAUUUUUCUGUGGAAAUGCAUUUUCACAUGUAUCUUAUCAACCUGAGCAAGUGCAUUUAUCUUAUGGAGAUAAUGAGUUAGAAAUCGUUGUCACUUGGUCUACCCAAAAUAAGACAGCUGAAUCAAUUGUUGAAUAUGGUAUCAACGGGUAUAUUUUAAGAGAGUUUGGAUAUUCAUUUAAGUUUGUUGAUGGAGGAGAAUUGCAUCGCGAACAAUAUAUUCAUAGAGUUGUAUUACCAAAUUUAGUGCCAGAUAGCAAAUAUGUAUAUCACUGUGGAAGUAAUAUGGGGUGGUCCUCACAGUAUUGGUUCAAUACUCGACCAGAAAGCCCUGAUUGGAGUCCUCAUUUGGCCAUUUUUGGUGAUAUGGGAAAUGAAAAUGCUCAGUCAUUAUCUAGACUACAAGAGGAGACUCAAAAGGGAUUAUAUGAUGCAAUUUUACAUGUUGGAGAUUUUGCCUAUGAUAUGAAUACAGAUAAUGGACUAGUUGGAGAUGAUUUUAUGAGACAAAUUGAAACUAUUGCUGCAUAUGUACCAUAUAUGGUUUGUGUUGGAAACCAUGAGGAGAAAUACAACUUCAGUCACUACAGAGCUCGUUUUUCUAUGCCUAGUGAUUCAGAGUCAUUAGUGUACAGUUUCAAUAUGGGCCCUAUUCAUUUCAUAGCAUUUUCCACUGAAGUUUAUUAUUUUUUAAAUUAUGGCAUGAAACAAUUGAUAUAUCAAUAUCAAUGGCUGGAGAAUGAUCUGAAAGAAGCAAAUAAACCUGAAAACCGUAAAAUUCAUCCUUGGAUCAUAGCAUUUGGUCAUAGACCAAUGUAUUGCAGUAAUAACAAUACUGAUGAUUGUCAUCGUCAUGAUACAUAUGUCCGGGUUGGAUUACCAUUUACACACUAUUUUGGAUUAGAAAAUUUAUUCUAUAAAUAUGGAGUUGAUGUUUAUAUUGGAGCACAUCAACAUUCCUAUGAAAGACUUUGGCCUAUUUAUGAUUAUAAGGUACGAAAUGGUUCAUACACUGAACCUUACACAAACCCAAAAGCACCUGUACACAUCAUAACCGCAGCUGGAUGUAACGAAGGACAUUCUGAAUUUAAUUACGAUUUACCAGAGUGGUCAGCCUUUAGGAGUGAGGAUUAUGGAUACACAAAGUUAAAGGCACAUAAUGAAACCCAUUUAUAUUUUGAGCAAAUUUCAGUUGAUAAAUUGGGUCAAGUAAUAGAUGAUUUCUGGAUAAUCAAAGAUUCACACGAUGCUUAUCCUUAAUAUAUGCAUUAAUGAUUGUAUUUUAAUAAUAUUAAACAUUUUGCUACAGUUUAAUAGAUUGUAUUAUUGAUUCUCCUCUAUCAGGAGGAUUUAUGCGCCUAUGUGCAACACAGGUAUUUUCAAGUUUUUUGUCAAAUGGUCUAUCCAAACAUUUAUACAAUUUAUUGCAAUUCAAUGCUAAUGUAGCAAAUUUAACAAAUAAAUUAAAA
Molecule: messenger RNA, 1637 nt
Organism: Ctenocephalides felis (cat flea)
Lineage: Eukaryota; Metazoa; Arthropoda; Insecta; Siphonaptera; Pulicidae
Product: acid phosphatase type 7
Molecular function (GO): acid phosphatase activity; metal ion binding
Source: RefSeq, a predicted model, not a curated record